AUGACGUCGAAAAUCGCAACGAAAUCAAGACCCCUGCCCGCGGGCAUCUACUGCCCCGUCCUCUCGCUAUACAAGCCGUCCGAGCGCCAAGAAAUCGACUAUGAGGCGUCCUACAAAUACUUCGCAUACCUGAUCCGCGGGGGCGUCGACGGGCUCGUCAUGGCCGGAACGACCGCUGAAGCUGUGCUCCUCUCUGCCACCGAGCGCCAGGAACUCGUCCGUGUUGCGCGCCGCGCUGCAACGGACCUCGGAUUCCCCGAGUUCCCUGUCGUGGCUGGGAUCAGUGGACAGUCGACGAAUGAGUCGAUUCAGCUGGCGAAAGAUGCGCAUGAGGCUGGGGGGGACUUUGGAUUGCUGCUGCCGCCGUCGUAUUGGGUCAAGGCUGUCACGAAGGAUGUCAUUGUGGACUUUUAUCGCGAGGUUGCUGAUAAUAGUCCGAUUCCGAUUGUUAUUUACAGUUUUCCUGCCAUGUGCAACGGCGUCGAUCUAAACUCGGACGUGAUGUCGGAACUGGCGCAGCAUCCCAAUAUCGUCGGCACGAAACUCACCUGUGGAAACGCAGGCAAGGUCACCCGGUUGACAAAUGAGUAUAGCCAUGAGCAGUUCAGCGUGUAUGCAGGGUCGUCGGACUGGCUCCUUCCAUGUCUUAUCGGUGGUGGCUCUGGCUGCGUGACGGGCAUCGGCAAUGUAUUCCCUAAGUCUGUGGCGAAGUUAUAUUCCCUAUGGAAAGAGGGCAAAGUGCAGGAGGCGACGAAGCUGCAGGGACUCGUGGCUCAGGCUGAGAAGGCGUGUAAGGAGGGCAUUGCGCCGACCAAGUUUGCUGCUGGGUACUUUGCGGGGCCCGGGGCUGGAGUUACAGAUGAGAAGGCCUUCUGGCCUAGAAAGCCGUAUAAGCCUUCAGGGAAGGACAAGCAGGAGUGGGUGGUGAAGGUGAUGCAGCAUCUGGUGGAGAUUGAGCAGUCAGUGCCAGACCGUGUUGGAAAGUAG
Aspergillus puulaauensis is the source of this 987-nucleotide messenger RNA. Its product is annotated as dihydrodipicolinate synthase family protein. Gene Ontology annotation, molecular function: 4-hydroxy-tetrahydrodipicolinate synthase activity. NCBI's taxonomy places the organism in Eukaryota, Fungi, Ascomycota, Eurotiomycetes, Eurotiales, Aspergillaceae. The record is from RefSeq and is a predicted model, not a curated record. The coding region runs from base 1 to 987 and encodes 328 amino acids. The transcript is spliced from 2 exons.